This is a messenger RNA of Vanderwaltozyma polyspora DSM 70294, 729 nucleotides long. RefSeq names its product Rts2p (gene RTS2). Lineage: Eukaryota; Fungi; Ascomycota; Saccharomycetes; Saccharomycetales; Saccharomycetaceae. Gene Ontology annotation, molecular function: double-stranded DNA binding. Gene Ontology annotation, cellular component: nucleus. Gene Ontology annotation, biological process: DNA replication; DNA damage response. Bases 1 to 729 code for a protein of 242 amino acids. The record is from RefSeq and is a predicted model, not a curated record. The transcript has a single exon.
AUGGGGAAAGCAGAAUUUGGAACCGCAGCUUUUGUCAGUAAGCAGCUGAAAGCAAGAGGUCUUCAAAAAUUAAAGUUUUACUGUCAGGUAUGUCAGAAACAAUGCCGGGACGAUAAUGGUUUCAAAUCACAUAUACGAUCACCAUCACAUUUGCACAAGAUUUCCACAGUUACUUCGGAAGAUAUAGAUAAAUAUUCUAAGCAAUUUGAAACCAAUUUCCUUAGAUUACUUCGACUAAGCCAUGGUGAAAAGAAAAUUGGCGCAAACAAAUUCUAUAACGAGUUCAUUCAAGAUAAAGAACAUAUACAUAUGAAUGCUACUAGAUUUACUUCCCUGACAAAAUUCAUACAGUAUUUAAGCAAAUCAGGUAAAAUUAAGGUCCAUGGAUUGGAAGAUGUAAGUGAUGACGUUGAUACAGCACAGUUAUUAAUAAGUUAUAUAGAUAAUAGUCAUGAGACAAUGCUUCGAAAUGAAAGAAUAAAACAGUUACAACAAACCAAGUUAAGCGAUCAAAGUAUAAGACAACAAUUACUUCAAGAGCAGAUAGAAAAAGGGAAGAAAUCUAUAAAUGAAGAUAUCAAUGAAAAUGCUGAAGAUAAAGUUAAUGCAAACAUUGAAGUGAAUGCAAAAAUAUCAAUUGAUAUUAAAAGUAAGAUGAAGAAACAUGAAGACAAGAAGAAACAUAUUAAAAAAAACAAAGUGAUCAAAAACGUUUUUAGUAAAAAAUAA